Molecule: messenger RNA, 1038 nt
Organism: Anopheles marshallii
Lineage: Eukaryota; Metazoa; Arthropoda; Insecta; Diptera; Culicidae
Exons: 4
Coding region: 1-1038 (345 amino acids)
Source: RefSeq, a predicted model, not a curated record
AUGGCUUUCAUCAAGCAAUUGCUACUGAUGGCAGCAAUGUUGGUGCUGGUUGCUGCUCAAGAACUCGCCGAGUCACCAAACACCAAAUCGGUUGAUGAAGGUCGCCGAAGAAAGCGAUUCUACAAAUUCUUCUUUAAAGCCCUCGGUCCGAUCAUGUCCACCCUCACCACGGUGGUGCUGGUGAAGGCAAAGAUUGUGCUGGUGGCCCUUUUUUUUGCUGGAAUCUAUUUCUUUGGGCACAAAAUAUUUCCGGGUGGAUUUUUCGGUUCGUCGUUCAUUAGCGAAACACCGCCACCGUUCCUCGAAUCGGGCCCCUACACCAGCUAUCAUUCGACAGGCCAUGAGAUCAUCUCCAGCUAUCCCGGACCGGAACCAUACUCGAGCUUUGAGCCUCCGUCCAGCAGCUACGGUGCACCUUCGCCUACUUACGGACCACCUUCGAACGCUUAUCUCCCACCGACGGGCGAUACUUCCUCGUAUUCGUCGUACUCCAAGUAUUCCGGAACUCGGCGAAAGCGUGACGUGGAGGGUCGUCAGUCAACAGGCGAUAGCGAUCCUAAUGAAGAUGAUUUGGAAGAGAAUGAAAUGUACUGGACCGAUACUCUAACCGAUAUGACGUUCCGCUUUCUGGGAGUCAAUCAACGCGUCUGUCGAAAGCGAUUCGUGUGCGAGUUUGAUUUCCAAGCAAGAAGGAACCCGAUCCUUCUGUUCGUAACGCGUGCCAUUGGCCGGGAUGUGUUCCACAACUACCGUGAUGUUGGUGAUGAAAAGGCCAUCAGCUACAAAGACUGUGGCCGCAUCUACGAGGACUGUAAGGUUCCGAAGCGGAAAAAGUUCGUCCGUCGACCUGUUCGUCCUACGGUGGCACAACAGCAAUACCCCGCGCCAGAUGCGAACGGGUACGAUAAUAUGCAAGAGAAUGAAAUUGAUUCGACCGGAUCGCAGCUGGAAACCACAACGAUGCCCUCCAUUAGUCCAACCAGAAGCAAGCUGAUACUGCUGCCCAAGAACAGUAAUAAUCGCUUCCGAAGAAAUUAA